This is a messenger RNA of Porites lobata, 7169 nucleotides long. NCBI's taxonomy places the organism in Eukaryota, Metazoa, Cnidaria, Anthozoa, Scleractinia, Poritidae. The record is from the annotation of a GenBank genome assembly.
AUGACAAAGUUACGUAUGCCCUUAACUGAGCCCGUAACUUACCACGUAAAGCAAAAAUUUACGAGAGUUCUAAGUGCGUACCAUGCAACACCAGUAAGUGCACCAGUCAUGAGUACUUAAGUGACGUUUUAUGCAACUGGGCCCAGAUCUCUAAGGCUGAUUUGCUAAAGGUAGGGAAGAAUCUGACGUAGGAUUUCGAAUUCAUUUACAUUUUUCGUAAAAAGGCUAUUUUGAAUAUACCUACGCCGAUAUCUCAAAUGUGUUUAUACUUACAAGAAAAUAAAUAAAGAUUUCUUAAAGUUUCACUAUUUUUUAUUAAGAAUACCAAAAAUCAUAGAAAUCGGUUCGAUUCUUCCUGCGAAAACGUCAUUCAGUCAAAAACAUAACCAACGCGCAUAUAGUAGGUUCGGGCCACGUUAAGGUCAAGUCGCCGAUUAUUCAGGUUAUGGUUAUCAAGGAGUAAAUCGCAGAGAACUCAAUAGAUUUACUGCAAGUAAUCAUAAAAUUGUGGGUAUGCCAAUGCCCAAUUUAUAGUACGUUCAUUACGUUAGGAUGAAGUAUCAGUAUUUACUCGCAGUACAUUAGUUACGAUUACGAUUAGUUUUGAUUUUAAAAAACGUGAAAGCGUCAAAGGACCAAAACUAUUCGUUACAAUUUAAUUUUAGGUUUAUUCAACAGAACAAAGUGAUAGAGGUCAAGAAAUGCCCCUCCCCUGUAACAAUUUUUAUCUUGGAAGUAUUAAAUCACAACUGGCUGCACUCCGAGGCUUGCUAAUGGGGAAUAAAACAAAAGAAAUCAUCUUGAAGCUCAGUUAGUAAUGAAGAAUACAUUUUCUUUUUUGUUUUAUUCCCACAAGCCUCGUAGCUAAGUGUGAAUUUUAAUUUAUCGAAGUUGGUCUGUUUUGUUGUUCUUCUGACGCAUCCAUGAAAAUUUCUCCUGAGGCAAACUCACCUUGGGGAAACCGGUCACACACAAAAAGCUGCUUCCCCAUGGGCAAUAGCCAAUUUCCCUUUGGUAAAAUGGCUAGUGUAACCACACCUGUUGUUUUCGUAUUUUUUGGCCUCUGUCGCCUCUGUGUCAUUUCUUUUCCCGUUAAUUUUUCGUCGAUGGACUGAAGAAAGUUUCGUUAUUUUCGCAAUUUUCGUUGGUUUUGUAAUUUUCGCUGUCUUGUCGAGGGCCUUCCAUUACCUCAUUUUCAUUUCUCUGUUACAUUUCGUCGAUGGACCGGCAAAAUUUUGUAAUUUUUGUUAUUUUCGCUGUUUUCGUAACAACUGUGCAAAAUUUUGGGGUUUCUCUAAAUUUUGUGGCUAAGUUCCACCGCGGAUUUAUCUCCGCUACUUUGGACAAGAGGGUAGGCCCUUAUUCGGGGAAGAGCACUUAUUGAUCGCUAUUUGGUAGUCUUCGUUGUAUUUGUUAUAAUCUUCAAGUGACCCAUCUUUCGUUAGUAAAUUGUUCUAAGGUGUAUAAGUACAUAGCGAGCAUUCAGGAGUCUAUUGUGUAGUUGUGAACAAGAAACGCGGUUCAGAAAUAUUUUCUUUUUUAAUCAUCCUAGUACAAGAAGCAAGCCCUGAUUCAAAGGCAGAGAGCUGAGAAGGCAAAGGUAAGUUCAGUGGGAUAUAUGGUGCAGUGUGAACUUGUGUAUUUUUACAAAGCAAUAGAAAAUAAGAAAAACGUCACUCUAGGGCUGGCCUGGAAAUGCCAUAUUGUUAACGACUUGCACAUAGAUUAAACUCAGCAGACGCCUGUUAAGUAUGAGUUGCAAAAUCGUAAGGUCAUUUCUCUGAUAUAUAACCUGCACUGAGAUUUUUGUUGUUGGUAGCUUACGUAUCUAAAAGGAAUUAAACACGUGGAGCCCCCCUUGCUCGUUUAGGAGAAGCGGCACAUUGCGUAUAGCUAGUGCAUAUUUCCCUUACAAUAACGAUAUGAUUAUACUUACGAGUACAAGUUUUAACACUUUUCCGACGGCUGCUUCUUUCUUGGCACGAGGAAAUGUUUCAUAUUUCUUCUCUUUUUUUAUUUGCACCCAUUUAUCACACGUGAAACGCGAAGGAAUAGUAAAAAAUAAUUUUCAUUGUACACUUGGAGAGCCAACUUACCAUGGAACGCCCCGGAGGACGUAUUUUCAGUUCUCAAUUAUUAUCGAAAGUAUUCAUAGAGGUACAGAUAGUAAAGUUGUAGAGAAGGAGAGAAACAACACCUUUUGCUGUUUAUUGGCAGAAAAUAUCCAUUCAUUCGUGGGAGUAGCUGGUCCAAUAGUGUAAGGUAUAAUUAAGAUUGCUCUCUGACUAAUGGAUUUAAAAAAAUACAGGCGUCGAGAGGCCUUCUACACGAGGCUGCUAUCAAGGGACAGUUCGAAACAAUCAAAUUACUUCUUGAAAGUGGUGAAGAUGUGGAUAAAGAAGAUCAGGUUUGUGUCUUGUACAGUUUAAUAUGUUAAUUUAAUUUUAAGCCCGCUUCUCACGAGAAAUCCUCGGAUAAAUGACCUUCGAGCCUUAUGAAAGACGUUAACGCAUUGUGCGUAUGCGUUAUUAUAACACGUGUUAUGUUGGAAUGCCGUUGCCCGGAUAUGAGACUCGAACAAGACUCGUCUGCGUCCUAUUUUAAAGAUGCCGUCCUAAUUCAGAAGCGUCUUUUGUAGGACGUGUUUUAUUGUUCUUAGUAUACGUCAGCGGUCGUGUUCAUAGCGCGAAGACGUGUCUUUUUCGGGCUCUUCCAAUUUGAAGCUUUCAUUCAUCAUCAUCAUGUCCCAGUUACUGGAGGCUUUAAUUCUCACCAUGACUCUGUUAAACCCCUUUGCCACUCGCCUCUUCUUGACCGCCUGAAGCGUCAUCUUGAAUUGGCCUCUUCUAGAAGUGCAGGUUAUCUGUCCUUCAAGUUAAUUUUUUACCCGAACUCUGAUUCUACCUCUCAACUGACGAGAUUAACUACUAGUAGCGACAGUAGCUUGAAUCCUGGCCCAGAAAGAUGCUCUGUUUGUGGGAAUUCCGUCGCUCGAAACCAUCGUUCCCCAUCCUGCGACUCCUGCGAACUUUAGUGCCACAUCAAGUGCGGCCUACUCACACCAAGGGAGUUUAAAAGGUUUUAAUCACUCGAAAACCUCAACUGAAUUUUCCCCGUUUGUCUUGGCUUGUCUUCCUCUGUGCCUAUUGGCCAUAAUUCUAAUUGGUUUAUUUUUAACUUGAGUGCACACUCAUCGACAUGUCAGAAGAUUCAAAACGUCCUCGACCUUGUCCUUAAAUCGACACCUGUUUUAGUCAGCUACGUCAGCUGUUGGCCAAGUUGCUGUAAUUAUUAAUGGACAGUGACCUGCAACAGUGCAAUUGGGCUCAAUUUUAGUGUUUUAGAAUGACACAUAACUCCGCAUCCCCGCGUGAUCAACAAUGUGCUCUAUAGAGGAGUACAAAGGAUUGCCCACAACCACUCACCCUGUCCUGAAUUGAUAAUUACUCAGUCAAGUAAAAAACUCAUAUUAAAUAAUUGAUUAACAACACUUCUCGGGUAAGGACAUAAGAAUUCUAUUUGUUAACAAAUAUUUCUUAUAUAACUACGUUUUUUGUCCUCUUUUCUGUAGUUUUCUUUGACGCCUCUUCAUCUUGCCUGUUGGUAUGGACAGGAAUCAGUCGUCAAACUGUUUUUAGAACACGGUGCGAACGUCAACGCUAAGGACAGGGUGAGUCAGUGAACUUUCUUCAGUUGAACAAUAUAGUGCAAUGAAGGGGUGGGGCAAUGGAGGUUGUUGUUUGUCCAGCUUUACUGAUUGACACAGGAAUCUCUUUAUGUUGGCCAAUUAUUAAAUUUACCCUAGCAAAAGUAUUGAUACAACCGCCUAUUUUACUAUGGUACAUAGCACAUUUGUGUUAUUCCAAUGGCAAUUUGUUGGUUAAGUUUUUUUUGUGCUAACACACAUGUUUUUAUUUGUUGUUCACCAAGAAAAAAUGGGUGGUAGAAAUCUUUGAUUUAAAAACAGUAUCGGAGAAGAAUAAAAUUAAACCGUAAGCUUGAGAAAAAAACUUUCGAAUUUUUUCCAUUAUUUUUUUGUUUUUGAUACAUUCACAUAUUACAAAUAUAUUACUUAUUACGAACUUUUCAGUGUCCAGUUUCCCUUUAAUCAGUUUCUUCGUGUUCGGGAUCAGACCCAAAAUUAUUGUCCUAAACAGCAACAAAAACAACAACUUGCAUAAUUAGUGUGGCUGAAAAGGGGAAAGUUGGUCGCAAAGUGCUCAACUGAAUCUUAAAAGGUCGGCCCCAUUUACUCCUGGAUUUUUGUGAGCUAAAAAGAACUGACCACCAGGGUGGUACACAUACCGGUAUGGAGGAGGGAGUUUGGCCUAUUCCAAGCCGACUGUGACCGUUCCGGGGUAAAUAUGGAAGGUGCACAGACCGCAAUAGGGGAUGGAGUUGGGCCUCCCCUUAGCGUCGGCUGUGACCAAUCGUGUGCCUCUCGAGGGCCCCCACUAUUAAACCUAAAUGUAUAUUCCAGGGGUACAAAAUGUCGAGUCUAUGGGGCAAAAGUGUGAUGAGAGGAGCACUUUAUCCCAAUUUCCACCUUUUUUGAAAAACACAACUGUCUUCAGAGUAGAAGUACAAGAUAGAGACAACCAAAUUGACUAAUUAAAUGUCAUAUCAGUGCAUCAGGUUGAAACUCUAAACCGAAAGGGACAUCCACGUGUUGACGCAGAAAUUGAUUACUAUAGUGGGUGGGAUGGAAGGGAAAAGAAAACAGAGUGACAAAGCAUAUCAUGGGAGUGUAAACUAAGGAACAUGGCAAAGUGCCAUGUAAUUGGUCAAAUAAACAACGAAUAGUUCAUGGGGUUCAGUUCACGUGAGGUUGCACGUGAAAAUAACUGGACAAAGGACAAAGCUCAACGAAGAGUUGUUAAAUAACUAAAAUUUAUUUCCGGUGAUCAGUAAAUUAUGAUCUCUCAGAACACGUUUUGAUUUGAACGUUUCAUUGCACUAGAAUUUGCUCUAAUCCCAACUGCGAAAUCGGCCUCUAACUCUUACCUAUAUCACCCUUUACGUUACGUUGUGUAGACAAAGCGGAGAUAUGCAGUUAUGUAGAAUUACCGUUGUUAAAAUGUUUCUAUGAUAAAUAGUCAAAAGUGGGUAACACAAUUAACUCUGCUUCGAUAUAAUGUUUUUAGUUUCAGCGUACUCCUCUGCAAAAAGCCGAACGUCAAAACCACCAUUCCAUAGUGCAGUUGCUUCUGAAGAAUGAUGCCAGGCCGUGUCUUCAUCAACCAGUAAGUUAUGGCAGAUUGUGCCCGAAAAACUGUCUCACAUUUCUGCGUCAACUUAUGAGGUCAUAGACUUGUAACGACAACAACCGCUACCACCACUUCAUUUUGUGUAGAACACGUAUAUCUGCAAUAUGAAUACAGGGCAACCCGUGCAAAAAUCUACUUACAUGUAGUAUAAAAUGGAUUUCCUCUUUAUCACUUUCUCUUAUAAACUUGGUCAUUUUUUAACAGGUCAGUCUAAAAAAACUCUCAAGGAAAGCUUUCACGCAAUUGGAUAAAAAGGCUGGAUUUAAUCUACUCCAGGCGGCUGUCUUAGAGGAAGAAUAUGACAUUGUUUUAAAAGUUCAAGGACUUCCAAGUUAUAAAAGUAUCAAAAGACUUUAUAAUGAGUGUGCUAAGGACAACAGUAGACAGACUAAGCUGCAGUGGGCUACAUGUAAUGAUGAUGCGGAACAAGCUGUUGAGCUUGUAUUAAAUGACGGUGUAGAUAUUAAUGCCCGAGCGUCAGAUAAUGAUUACACAGUUUUGAUGCAGGCGAGUCGUUCAUCCUCAAGUCAGUUCAUUGAGACCCUCAUUGAUCUUGGGGCCGACAUAAAUAUCCAAAGAAAAAAGAGUAAAAAAACACCAUUAAAAUUAGCGGCUGAUUGGAACAACUAUAUGGCAGUGUGCUUGCUAGUAAGGCACGGAGCUUAUGUAGAUGUUCAGGACAGUUUUGGAUUCACACCACUACACAUUUCAGUCAGAAGAGGUGGCGAAAAUCUUAUCAAAUUACUACUUGCAAACAAAGUAGAAGUAAAUAUUCAAGCUAAAGAUGGAUGUACACCUUUGCACCGGUGUGCCGAAGAGGGUAACGAAAACCUCUGUAGAUUGUUACUUGAACACAACGCGGAUGUAAAUAUUCAAGAUGCAGAUGGAUAUACACCCUUGCACUUGUGUGCCAGAGAGGGUAACGAAAACCUCUGUAGAUUGUUACUUGAACACAACGCGGAUGUAAAUAUUCAAGAUAAUCGUGGAUGUACACCCUUGCACCGGUGUGCUAGAGAGGGUAACGAAAACCUCUGUAGAUUGUUACUUGAACACAACGCGGAUGUAAAUAUUCAAGAUAAUCGUGGAUGUACACCCUUGCACCGGUGUGCUAGAGAGGGUAACGAAAACCUCUGUAGAUUGUUACUUGAACACAACGCGGAUGUAAAUAUUCAAGAUAAUCGUGGAUGUACACCUUUGCACCGGUGUGCCGAAGAGGGUAACGAAAACCUCUGUAGAUUGUUACUUGAACACAACGCGGAUGUAAAUAUUGAAGAUAAAUGGGGAUGUACACCCUUGCACCGGUGUGCUCAAGAGGGUACAAAAGAAAACCUCUGUAGAUUGUUACUUGAACACAACGCGGAUGUAAAUAUUCAAGAUAAUCGUGGAUGUACACCUUUGCACCGGUGUGCCGAAGAGGGUAACGAAAACAUCUGUAGAUUGUUACUUGAACACAAUGCGGAUGUAAAUAUUCAAGAUGCAGAUGGAUAUACACCUUUGCACUGGUGUGCCAGAAAGGGUAACGAAACCCUCUGUAGAUUGUUGCUUGAACAAAACGCGGAUGUAAAUAUUCAAGAAAAACACGGAUUUACACCCUUGCACUGGUGUGCCCUUACGGGUUACAAAAACCUCUGUAGAUUGUUACUCGAACACAACGCAGAUGUAAAUAUUCAAGGUAAAGAUGGCUCUACCCCGCUGCACCUGUCAGCUCGUAGAAAAAGAGAUUGCAGUAAGAUAAUCGAUCUCCUGGUGAAGUAUGGGGUACAAAACAUAAACAUCCAUGAUGCAGAAGGUUUGACUCCUCUUCAAGUGGCCCAGAGACAUGGUAACUCGCAAGCUGUGAUGAAGCUUGUUGACCUUGAAGCUGAUAUUAGUGUGGUUACAGCUGAUGAAAAGGAUACCUGA